AGGGGUGGGGGCACAGAUAGAGAGAUUUAUUUCCACAGCUGACAGGGAAGCUCCCGCCCCGCACUCGUUUUUGGAGGUGAGAGAGGGACUAAGAGAGGAAAGAAGUUAAAAACUCAGAGAAAGUGGACAAAUAAAACAGACAAUAUGGAUACCUUGGCUUUAGAGGCCACACAGCCCAAAAAGCCUCAGAACGGAGCCGUGGCACCAGUGCCCGGACCCCCCACCCCUGCCAAACGCAAACCCGCUAAAAAGACUAAGAAAGCUGUGGUCUUUUUCGAGGUGGAGAUUCUGGACGCCAAGACGAAGGACAAGCUCUGCUUCCUGGACAAGGUUGAGCCCAAUGCCACUAUUGGGGAAAUCAAGUCUAUGUUCCACAAGAGUCACCCUCAGUGGUAUCCGGCCCGGCAAUCCAUUCGUUUGGAUCCCAAGGGGAAAUCUUUGAAGGACGAGGACGUGCUGCAGCACCUGCCUGUGGGAACCACAGCAACCUUCUACUUCAGAGACCUGGGGGCCCAAAUCAGCUGGGUCACGGUGUUUCUGACGGAGUACGCCGGCCCGCUGCUCAUCUACCUGAUGUUUUACUUCCGAGUCCCGUUCAUUUAUGCACCUAAAUAUGACUUUACCACCAGCAAACACUGGGUCGUGCAUUUGGCAUGUAUGUGUCACUCCUUCCACUACGUGAAGAGACUCCUGGAAACACUGUUCGUGCAUCGGUUCUCGCACGGGACUAUGCCUCUCCGCAACAUUUUCAAGAACUGCACGUACUACUGGGGAUUUGCAGCUUGGAUGGCUUAUUACAUCAACCACCCGCUCUACACGCCACCCAUCUAUGGAGAACAGCAGAUCAGACUGGCCCUCAUCGUGUUCCUGUUCUGUCAGAUCGGAAACUUCUCCAUCCACAUUGCACUGAGAAAUCUUCGACCACCAGGAUCCAAGACCAGAAAGAUCCCAUAUCCAACUAAAAACCCCUUUACUUGGAUCUUCCUGCUGGUCUCCUGCCCCAACUACACGUAUGAGCUGGGCUCGUGGCUGGGCUUCACUCUGAUGACCCAGUGUCUGCCCGUGGCUUUCUUCACGCUGGUGGGCUUCAUUCAGAUGACCGUGUGGGCGAAAGGAAAACACCGCAGCUACUUGAAGGAGUUCCGCGACUAUCCCACGCUCCGCUCCCCCAUCCUGCCCUUCAUCCUGUAGUACAGAGUCACGUAGUAUUCCCCUCGUCUUUUUAACCUUUUCCUCUUCUCUCGCCCUCCCCUUAUCAUCUCUUUUAUACUGUGUCCAUGCCCCGCCUCCGUUUCACAUGCAUCUUUCCUGCAUUUGCUCAUCUCCUGGAACGGACUGACUCUGAAUAAUAAAGUCAGCUCAGAUACAAAACCCCCAGAAGUUUCGUUCUAAUGGCUCCAUAUCGCCCUCUGUGGGUUGAUGAUGUCUAUCAUCUGGGGAAAUCUCAUGAAAACGGUCAAGAGCAUGUCUGGAUCAUAAUCCAGUCAUUCAAAAGAAAGAAAUGAGAACUUUUGCACAAAGAAAAUUGAGCACAUUUUAGGACCAUGAAGAUUUUUUGACGUUAUUUUCAUGAUUAAACUCCCUCAAUUUUCAUUGGCUGCUGUGAUGUGAAAAAACAAAAACAAAUAGUAUACAACGUGAACAUGUUGCUUGUUGUUCUGGAUUGAUGAUUGUAAUAAAAUCAUUGUGUCUGGACAAUGCAAUUUUUUUUUUUUUUUUUUUUGGCAUUACAUUAAUGAAAAUUUUAAGGGAAAUUGAAAUGUCAAUACCAAUCCUUUAAUAGUCAUCUACUUGUAGCAAAAUAAUUUCCCCCAGACAUGGAUGUUUCUUCAUUAGAUUCCCCCAUCUUGUCACGUAACAUCUUGAAGAGGUAGUUCCCCUAAAAAUGAAAAUCAAUUUUUCGUCAUUUACUCACCCUCAAGUUGUUACAAACAAAAGAAUAUUGGCAACCAAAUAGUUACUGGUAGCCAUUGACUUCCAUUGAAUGUUUUUCCAUAAAAGUCAAUGGCUACCAGCAACUGUUACCAACAUUCUUCUAAAUAUCUUCUAUGUUCAACAGAAGAAAGAAACUCAAGGAAUUUUAGAAAAACUUGAGGGUGGGUAAAUUUUAAUUUUUGGAUGAACUAUCCCUUUAACAAGCUUUGAGGGGAACUGGUCCUACAUAUAUUACAGUAUUUCCUCCUCUGUAUCUUGUUUGUGCUCAGCUGCUGGGAAUUAUUCUGUAUUUUGAGUGCACUACAUAUACUGAGAUCUCUGAUAUGCACUGACAAAGCGAUGGCUGUGACUUCAGUAAAGAUGUUUUGUUCUGCUUGUCACUCAAUAACCAAAACACUAACAAGAGGACCUGAAGGAACCGGUCGAAGACCAGCGACUGUAUUCAGCACUGCAGAGACAAGUGUCCUGUGUGCGAUUCUUACAUGUGAAGCUAAAGGCAACUUGGCGCAGACUGCAGAUGUUAGAUCUGUUUUGUUAACCUAACAAUUUAUAUAAAAUAAAAAACACUGUCAUUG
Messenger RNA from Onychostoma macrolepis, 2510 nucleotides. It is a transcript of the gene tecrb, whose product is annotated as trans-2,3-enoyl-CoA reductase b. The record is from RefSeq and is a predicted model, not a curated record. Lineage: Eukaryota; Metazoa; Chordata; Actinopteri; Cypriniformes; Cyprinidae. The coding region runs from base 145 to 1191 and encodes 348 amino acids. Gene Ontology annotation, biological process: very long-chain fatty acid biosynthetic process. Gene Ontology annotation, molecular function: oxidoreductase activity, acting on the CH-CH group of donors. The transcript has 11 exons.